Molecule: messenger RNA, 2682 nt
Organism: Saccoglossus kowalevskii
Lineage: Eukaryota; Metazoa; Hemichordata; Enteropneusta; Harrimaniidae
Product: dual serine/threonine and tyrosine protein kinase-like
Biological process (GO): positive regulation of ERK1 and ERK2 cascade; negative regulation of apoptotic process; cellular response to fibroblast growth factor stimulus
Cellular component (GO): cytoplasm
Molecular function (GO): ATP binding; protein kinase activity
Source: RefSeq, a predicted model, not a curated record
AUGGCGGCAUCGAAAGAAGCAAGUAUUUCGAACACCACUACAAAGCUUAACCCACAGGAAACACAAACACGCAUUGUGUCACUGAAGAAUGCAUUUACCGCAUAUUCACAAGAUUCACGAAGGCUCUUAGAUUUAAAGGCGUCCACCGUAGAAGAGUACGAAUGCAUUAAAACGGUUCUUUCAAAGACAACACAGACCGAGAUGGACGCUGGUGCUAUCACAUUGCUUGAUGCUGAGGACCAGCUGGAUAUUGAUAAAGUGAAACAAAAUCCUAGUCUCAUUGUUAUCGGACAGACUAAUUCAGGGAAAAGUUCCCUCAUCAACGAGUUACUGGGUGGAACCGUUGUUGCAAUGAGACAAAUACCAUGUACAGCACGACUGGUAAAACUGAAAUAUGGAAAGAAACAACUAGUCCGAGUGGUUUCCAAAAGUGGGGAAGUUCUAGAAGAGCGAGCCAUAAAGAAGAAGACAAUACCAAGAGAUCUUGUUGACUUAACAGAAGAACAACGACAUGAUCCGAUAUAUAUUGGAAGCCAUGUGGAAGCAGAAAUAGAUAAUGAUUUCCUGAAAUCUGGCAUUAAACUAAUUGAUUCGCCUGGAUUACAAGAAGAUGAAAAUCUAGAUAAUAUAGUACUGGGUGAACUGAAAAAUACAGUUCCAUUUGUAGUAUAUGUAUUAGAUGGAAACAACCAGUUGACUGAGCAGGACAGAAAAGACAUAAAGAAAAUUAAAGACCAAACAGAUACUAUAUUCUUUGUUGUAACCAAAGUGGAUAGUGAUGCAGAUAAUGAUGAGGUGGAAAUCUCUGCUGAAGAAAAGAAACGUCGGGCUUACGACAGUUUGGUUAAAGAUGGCCUUCUACCGCAUGGAGUGAGAAUGGAAGAGUGUGUUCGAUUCCAUGGUAUUUCUAAUUGGAAAGUUAAAGAAUACCGACGAGCCAAGAAAUGUGGUCAUGAUCCAUUCGUAGCUGAUUUUCAAAGAUUACAGCGAAGCAUCUGCACCUUCGUAGAGUCAUCACUGGAUGGUAUAAUCAUAAAGGCCGCUAGAAUUCUCUUAGCUUCUCACACACACUGCAUUGAUUUCUUUAUAACACAUGCAACCGGCGCAAAAGAAAAGAUGACAUUGAGUGAAGAUACGUUCAGAAGCUGCAAAGAAUCAGAGAAAAAGGUUUUUACUGACGCCAUAGAAAAACUCGAAGAAAGAAAAAAUUACAUUCACCGUAAAAUAUCAUCCACAAUAGAAAGAGAUACCCCUGAUAUAAUUGAAAGUGCCAGAGAGUUUAGUCUACCAGAAAUUCCAGUUGACGAUUAUAUUAAACGAAACCAAGCCAUAGACAAAUGUAGCGAAAGCAUUCAGCAACUCGUUCUAGACAAAAUCAGCGCUGGGGUCGAACAAACACUUGCAGACAUUUUCACAGACGAAGAUAGUAUUUUGACAGAUUUGGCCGAAGUUGUCAAAAGAUUGGAAGAAACGGGGACUGGCUCUGACGUAUCAGAUAUAAUUAGACAGUGCACCAUGAGUUCAUAUCGAGCUGAAAGUGUUGUUUCAUUUCGAAAAGAUUCUGUUUUGUCACGAUUACUCGAAUGGUUCAGAAAGAGUUUUACCUCAGAGACAAAACGGUACGAGGCUGUAGUCACGAUUGACAAGAGUUGGAAAGAAGCCGAAGCAUUGAAGGCACUCAAGAGAGUGGACGCAAAGAUCAUUUCAAAUGAAAUCAUACGUCAAGCUAAGAAACACCUUGAAACAUGUCGUCGCAAGUUCGCGAAAGCCAUGGAUAAGUUGAAGACGUUGCUCACUUCGGACAUUGAACUAAGUGAGAAAGAAAGGCUGAAAAUACGCGAUAGAACGCCUGCAAUUGCAGAAUUAGAACUACGAACUUACUCGGUCAUCGACAAACGAGAAUUUGGAUUUCCUGUUAAGGGAGAAGAGAUUGGCAAAGGUGGUCAGGGCAGUGUGUACGACUGUGGUAAAAUGGGUCCUGGUAAAACUCCAUGUGUUUUCAAAGAAUUGGAAUUGAAUAAACAAACUGCAAUGGAAGUCCACUAUACAAGGGCGCUCCAUAACCACGAAAGAAUCGUGAAGUUAUUUGCAAGUAUUGUACACAAUGAUCAGGUCUAUUUAGUAAUGCCACGGAUGAGAUGUGACCUGUCUACGGGUCUGGCGGAUAUUUCGUAUUUGAAAGAUAGGCUGAAUAUUGCUCUGCAGAUAGCAGAAGGCAUGGAGUUUCUGCAUGGAAAGGGGAUUGUACAUAGAGAUAUAAAAACUCACAACAUAUUGUUGGAUGAGCAGGGACAGGUAAAAAUAGCAGACAUGGGUUUAUGUAAAGCAGAAGGAUUCGUAGGUGAUACUGUAUGUGGUACCCCAUUAUAUAUGCCUCCUGAAAUCACGCUAGGAUUUGAUUACGACAAGGCAGUGGAUGUGUAUGCAUUUGGUGUUCUAUUGUGGUUUAUAUGUGACGGGACAGGCGAAUUACCAACACAGCUCGUCCUCGGGAUGAUUGCUGUGCCGGUUAUAGUACGUGUACUUGUCGUGCGACCCGAGAGACUGCAGAAGUUUGACGAUGACUGCUGGAAACUGAUGAAUAAAUGCUGGAAAACCGAUCCCCGUCAAAGGCCAAGCUUCAGUGAAAUUAAAACGCAAUUACAGGACAUCGUCAGGCGUAUUGACCCUCAGAAGAAAUAA